GGAUGGGAGCCGCUCUCCUGCACGCCCGCCAGCCCGGCCCGGUUGCGUCUCACGCACACACUUCGCUUGCUGGGCCAAAACAGCGGAGGGCGGCUAGGCGGCGCGAUGCUAAACUUUUACCCUUCUCUCCCGAAGGAUAAGGGGGAGCCAGGAGUCGGUAGCCCAAGCAAGAGAGCGAGGAGAGGGCUGGGCUGAGAGGCUGUGGACGUGUCGAUCUCGCCCGACGGGCGGCAGCGCCUAGUCGCGCUUCGGCGGAGGUUUGGCGCGACUCCCCCACUCACGCGCCCUCCAGGCUUGGGGUUCUGAUCGGAUUGCGCUCGGCUGUGCUCGUUGCUGCCAGCACGUCGAGGCACCCUCCUGAGGGAAUGCCGGUCCCUUCGCUGCCGCGGCCGCCACUUCUCCACCGAUCCCUUCUUCCUUGCUCGCUAGUAACGGCGGCGGCAGCCACAAGUGUUUGCGCUCCCGGAGCCCAGACCGUGUAGUCCCGCGUCCCGUCCCCGCAGAGGCCGUCCCCAAGGCGGAUGCGCUACUGUCCGGACCAGGAGGACAGGUUUCCUGCCGACGCCGACGCCUUUCUCGUCCGGUGGUCCGGCUGCCGGCCUGCCUGCCUGCCUCCCCGAAGGUGGAGGAGUACCUCCGGGCGCCUGCGGCGGGGCUCGGGCAGCGCCCUCCUGAGGAUGAGCGCUGGGAAAGUUCUCCUGAUGUGCCUGGUCCUCGGUUCAGCCUCCCGAACGAGGGCAGAGAGCACAGAGGAAUAUGACUACGAUUACCUCAGCAACACAAACAAAACCUGGGUCCUAACCCCCAAAGCCCAGGAGACGGAUGCCACACAGAUCCUCAACUCCCUCCUCCAGAACUAUGACAACAAGCUGCGCCCUGAUAUCAGCAUCAAGCCCACUUUCAUUGAUGUGGACAUCUACGUAAACAGCAUUGGGCCUGUCUCUGUGAUCCACAUGGGGAGUCAUUCCAGCAUCUUGCUGGACUAUUUUGAUUGCCCUUUUCUGAAUGUCCACAGUAUGCUUUUUGAGGAAUACACCAUUGACAUAUUCUUCGCCCAAACGUGGUAUGACCGGCGCCUUCGCUUCAACAGCACCCUCAAAGCUCUCACCCUCAACACCAAUAUGGUGAGCCGGAUUUGGAUCCCAGACACCUUUUUCAGGAACUCUAAGAGGGCUGACUCCCACUGGAUCACCACUCCCAACCAGCUGCUCCGGAUCUGGAAUGAUGGGAAAGUCCUCUAUACGCUCAGGUUGACCAUUGAAGCUGAGUGCCUCCUCCAGCUGCAGAACUUCCCAAUGGAUACCCAUUCCUGCCCUCUGGUCUUCUCCAGUUAUGGCUACCCACGAGAGGAGAUCAUCUACCGCUGGAGAAGGUACUCUAUUGAAGUCUCUGACCAGCGAACUUGGAGGCUCUACCAGUUUGACUUCACAGGUCUGAGGAACACAUCUGAGGUGCUCAGGACAGGUGCUGGGGAGUACAUAGUCAUGACCGUCUCCUUUGACCUGAGCAGGCGGAUGGGGUACUUUGCCAUCCAGACCUACAUCCCCUGCAUCCUGACGGUGGUCCUUUCCUGGGUCUCCUUCUGGAUCAAGAGAGACUCUACACCAGCCAGAACAUCUCUGGGAAUCACCACCGUGCUCACCAUGACUACCCUGAGCACCAUCUCCCGCAAGCACCUGCCCCGGGUCUCGUACAUCACUGCCAUGGACCUCUUUGUCUCAGUGUGCUUCAUCUUCGUCUUUGCAGCCCUCAUGGAGUAUGCCACCCUCAACUACCUGGCAGGAAACAAGAAGCCAGCACAGCAUAGCAGCAGGAAACCCAGACUGGCAGCCAGCCAUGCCCACCUGAUGAUGCCCUCCUACACUGCCAUCAACAUCAACAGCCUGGUGCACUGGCCCCCUGAAGUCGAGGGCAACAGUGAAGAGGUGGAGAGCGAAGACCUGGAGCCCUCCUGCUUGGAAGGGAAGGAGUGUCAGCGGUUCUUCUGCUGCAUUGAGGACUGUCAGACGGGCACCUGGCGAGAGGGCAGAAUCCGCAUCCACAUUUCCCGCCUGGACUCCUACUCCCGGGUUUUCUUCCCCACAGCCUUCCUGCUGUUCAACAUUGUGUACUGGAUUGCUUAUCUCUAUCUCUGAGUUUCCUCCAGUAAAUGUCUGCACAAAAGGAGGACUUUGAAGUUCGCCUCUCCUUUCCUCCUCACUUGCCAAAGCUGGGAUUGUAGGGUGCAGCUGCCAGCCCCCUCCGGUCUAAAGAGUUGCUGCCCUGGGAGACUGUGAGGCUUCUCUCUUGACCCAUGUUGGCUACGACAUAUAGGGGUUUGGUGGUGCUGCAGUGGCCAGGGAGGCUUUCUAUGUAGACGUGACACAUUUAAAAUGCUUUUGUCUGUAAUAUUCAGUUGAGAAAAAGCCAUUGCUGUCCCCUCACUCACCCUACUGCAUAUCCUCCAAAUUCCACCACCACUCCCACCCCCUGUAGUUUAUUACAAUGUCUGUUCUCUGUCUCCAUGGCCAGAGACCGAACAGCUCUAAAUUCCAGUUGCUGAAAAUCACAAAGGAGAGAGGGCUCUUGUGCUCAGGUCCUGCUGGCAAGCUCCUUCCCUUUUGGGGCAUCUGGCUGGCUACUGUGAGAACAGGAUACUAUACUAAGAUGGGCCAUUGGCCUGAUCCCGCAGGGCUCAUCUUAUGUGUGGGAUGUUUAAAAGGCUGUCAAAUCAACAAUUCAUGUUUUGCUAGAUAGGCACAUAAUAGGAGCUGAAGGAGUUUUCCUGUAAACUUGCUAGAGAACUUUGCAAGAGAUGCUCCCACUCUGCCCUGACAGGGGGGAGGGUGUAGCUGUAUAUAUUCUCCUGCCUGCCUUGGCAGACUCUCCUUAUUCUUUUUCAUCUCUUUCUGCUGUGCCAGCAAUGUGAGAACAUCUGCCAAGUCUGAGCUCCAGCUCAGACGCCAUUUUAAGCUAACUUAAGUAUGUCUUUGUAACUGAAUUACCAUUUUAAGCCUGCCUGAACAAAGCUGCUGUGUCUGUUACUCUUCAA
Podarcis muralis (Common wall lizard) is the source of this 3031-nucleotide messenger RNA. Its product is annotated as gamma-aminobutyric acid receptor subunit gamma-4. The record is from RefSeq and is a predicted model, not a curated record. NCBI's taxonomy places the organism in Eukaryota, Metazoa, Chordata, Lepidosauria, Squamata, Lacertidae. Gene Ontology annotation, cellular component: membrane. Gene Ontology annotation, molecular function: extracellular ligand-gated monoatomic ion channel activity; GABA-A receptor activity. Gene Ontology annotation, biological process: monoatomic ion transmembrane transport; chloride transport; gamma-aminobutyric acid signaling pathway.